CUCAGGGUAGCUGGCACCAUGGCAGGCUGCAGCUCUGGGCAGCUCCGGGGGCCCGCUGGGGACAGCGACUCGGACUCGGACAGUGAGGGGCUGCGGCCCCGGCUGCAGGUCAUUCACAGCGGGCACUUUAUGGUCUCCUCACCGCACAAUGAUGACAGACAUCGGAGCAAGGAGCCGGACAGGUCGGGGACGGUCCCUGCUGGCAGCAUUGAUCCCACGCUUACCCGGUUAUUCGAGUGCAUGAGCCUGGCGUACAGCGGCAAACUGGUAUCUCCCAAGUGGAAGAAUUUCAAGGGUUUAAGACUAUUAUGGAGAGAUAAGAUCCGUCUGAAUAAUGCCAUCUGGAGAGCUUGGUACUUACAAUAUGUAGAAAAAAGGAAAACUCCAGUAUGUGGGUUUGUUACCCCACUGGAUGGAUCAGAAGGAGAUGACCACCGUAAACCUGAGGCGGUGGUGUUGGAGGGGAACUACUGGAAACGGAGAAUAGAAGUGGUAAUGAAGGAGUAUAACAAGUGGAGAAUUUAUUACAAGAAACGCCUUCGGAAGCUUCAUCAGGAUGGAAAAUUAUCUCAAGAACAAAAGCAUGGCGCUCCCACCUGGAGAGGGGGUGAGAUGUUUGCCGGGUGCCCGCGUAAAGAAGAAGGACGUGGAAAAGAGGAUGAUAUGUUGUACGAUCUGGAUUACUUCUUAACUGAUAUCUCUGAUACCCUAUUUACCACUACUCAAAACCUGCCCCCUUCAUAUCAGUACCCAGAUUUUGAUUAUGUUGGGAAUGCAGAUAUGAUCCAGCCAGAACUCGCUACAUUACAGCCUAGUCUAGAUGAUUUCAUGGAUAUAUCAGACUUCUUUGGUGGUCCCCGGUCUUUUCCUUCUCAACAACCUCCUCUUAGUUACCAAGAAAACCAUGGCUACCUAACAUAUAAUGAUGGAACCAACAGCCAUUCAAAUUCUACCAUUGCUUGCCCAAGAGUCCCACAGACCCACAGCUCUUAUAUCUCCCGGUCAGAUUCCUGUUUUUCAACCCCUGUACUCUCCUCUGGAUAUGGUGCUGCUGCAGUGCCAUGUACACCUUCAAACAACGAAACCAAACCACUGUGCCACUACCCAGAAUCUCGUGACAGAUACACCACUGAAUCCUUCCCUUCAGCCCCAGUUUUACCCAUCCACUGCAUUUCUCCAAAUCUACCACUACAGGAUCAAAACCUUUUAUUCCCACCAGUAUCCUGUCCCAAACCUCCAUAUAACUCUGUGGCCACUGAUGCCACCAACUUAAAUCAUACUCCCUUUCCCUCUAUCCAUGCAGAUGUCUACCCUCUCUAUACAGAACCUUCACCUCAUAUUGAAGCUCCCCAUGUCUUUCCUAUGCCCAAAACUAAUGUUCGUGUUACACCUAACAAACCCAGAAGAUUUUCUGCCGAGACGACAGUAAGAUCUCUCUCCAAUGUCAGUCAGCAACAGAUUUCAGCACCUAACCCAGACUCUUCUUCAAAUAUGCCAUCUUGUGGACCCAGUGGACUCAAUACAACGACAGGUGUUGGGUCAGAUGAAAUGACUUUUCCUGGCGUUGCAGUGCUCGUUGUUCCACCUGUUCCUUCAUCUUCCACCAGAGGAGCCCUUAGUUUUGCUUCCCCUACAACAAAAUUCCUUAGUCCUGUGUUGUAUUCCUCGAGCAACAAAACAGUUUCUGGAGCCACAAACCUGACGUGUCCUCCCCUACUACCCAAAGCUGAAAAACUGUCACCAGCAGCCACCUGUGGUGAUGACCGUAAAGAUUCGCUGAAUGUACCAUUUGCACAGACUAUUAGCCACUGGAACCGGUCAGACAAUAAGAAGGUGGAGAGCCGACGUAUAACACACAUCUCAGCUGAGCAGAAGCGUCGCUGUAACAUUAAACUGGGGUUUGACACACUGCAGAAUCUGGUGACAAAUCUACAUGGACAGCACAACAGCAAGUUCAGCAAGGCCACCAUCUUGCAGAAGACAGCUGAUUACAUCUAUAAACUGCAGCAGGAAAGGGCCCAGCUACAGGAAGAAUCCCAGCGCCUGCGCUGCCAAGUACAAGAGCUCAGUGACACCAUCAGUGUGUGCCAGCAGCAGCUUCCAGACUCUGGGGUGCCUCUAACACAUCAACGUUUUCAGCACAUGCGUCAGAUGUUUCAGAAUUAUGUCCAGAGCAGAACUCUACAGAACUGGAAAUUUUGGCUAUUUACCAUCCUUUUCCGUCCACUGUUUGAAUCAUUCAACCGUAUGGUUUCUACAGCAAGUAUGGCAGAUUUAAGAGAGACAUCGCUGGAGUGGCUGGACCAACACUGCUCGCUGCCUGCACUGAGACCUGCGGUGCUGAGUUCAUUAUGUCAGCUCAGCACCUCAACAUCCAUUCUUACCGACCCAUCCCUGAUGCCGGAGCAGGCACUGCAAGCCGUAACACAAGGAGAGAAUGAAGAUGGCUUCUUCUAAAUCGCCAUGGUAUCUUCACCAAAGACUGCUGACUGUAUGAGAAGCUGGCUUAUAUAAGGUUUACUAAUAACAUAUACAUUCGGAAAAGACCAGCAUUUCUUACAGAAGACUUCAUUAUACAGAACUGAUUACUAACAAAGUGUUCCUCCCCAUGUCUUGGGGGGGGGGGGGGGGGGGGUUCCUACCUGUGGAUUAUAUGGCCUUUCAUGGUGCUGGUAAUUUGUUUCACUGAUCUGGUGCCCAGUUUUGUGGACGGGCACAAACAAAUGUCCAGUACUGUACACGUGAGCUCAGAUGUAUGUAGUGGUCUCUUGUGUGUGGAGAUCUAUAAGUGGCAGGAUGGAGCAGUUAUGCUAUCAUGAAGCAGGACUACUGAGCAAUCUCAAACUCGCAACCAUUUUUUUUUUUUAAAGGAGUUAUCCUAUGAUUAACGUAAAAAAAACAGACAUCAUUUGGUGCAUGACAAUCUCUAACAAAGCUAGAAGCAGCCCUGUACCUCACAUGGAUCCAGAGAUCUCCCCAUUCAUUGCUCUGAUAGAUUUUUGUCAAGCUGACCGCCCACGGGACGUGUCCUUUAUUUUGCAGCUCUCUCCCUAUCACAGCUCAGGGGCAUUCUGCUGCAGCUUUCUCCAUGUAACCGUCUCUGCUUCUAACAGUAGAUCCAGCUGGCAGUUAAAGGAUAGAACUGAGGGUGGAUUUACAUCAUGUAUUUUCCAUCCUUUUAACAUAUACAAAAAACGCAUACGUUAAACAGAUGCCUCAGACUGAUGCCAUACACUAUAGGGUACCAUUGUAAUAAUAAAAAAAUGUUUUUUUUUUUUUUUUUUUACUAUUAUAAUAAAAAGUAUACUUUUUUUUACCGGACUGUGCAGGAUACAAGAACAUGGUGUGCUGCGUUUUUGUAUUCUUUAUUUUUUUUGUAAUGUAUAUGUCAAGCAUGUGUGUCCACCUCAUUGAUGUUACUGAGGUCAACAACGAAUAAGGAAAAGAACAAACAGCAGGUGGCGCUAUACAGAUACAUUUUAUUGAAUAACUUUUUCAUUACAUGCAAUUAUAAAACUAUUCAGAUCCAGGUGCAGGUUUAAAAAAAAUAUUUUCAUAGGACAAUCCCUUUUAUAAAAGUCUGCAGAAAAAUGUCAUAACCUGACUUCAGUCCAAGAUAAUCUGAUUAUCCAGCCUUCACUGUAUAUGUGCGUGAAUGUCGUUAGUGGCUGUUUUAAUUAGGGCACUUUGUACCUGAUAUGUAUUGGUUCUACAAUGGAAAUUAACAAACGCAACGAUCCCAGUGUCAUUGUGACUUGUGAGCCAUUGUUCAGUGUUUCUGCUCCAUACAGUAUAUGCUCAGUGUUAGCACUGUGCAGAUUUUUCAUAUUUUCUGUAUGAAAGUGAACAUGUGAUUGUAAAAUUAUAUGCUCUUGUUAAAGUGUAUUAUGUCUCCGUUGUGAUUAUUCUCUAUUAAAUCAC
Molecule: messenger RNA, 3921 nt
Organism: Bufo gargarizans (Asiatic toad)
Lineage: Eukaryota; Metazoa; Chordata; Amphibia; Anura; Bufonidae
Gene: MLXIPL
Product: MLX interacting protein like
Exons: 17
Coding region: 19-2457 (812 amino acids)
Biological process (GO): regulation of transcription by RNA polymerase II
Cellular component (GO): nucleus
Molecular function (GO): protein dimerization activity; DNA-binding transcription factor activity, RNA polymerase II-specific; RNA polymerase II cis-regulatory region sequence-specific DNA binding
Source: RefSeq, a predicted model, not a curated record